AUGGCUCGUUUUGCAAUAUUUAUGCUUUUGAUUGCUUUGGUUACUAUGUUAGUUUGUGUUGCUCCAUGUUUUGAAGCAAGAAGACAAUUGAACAACAUGGAUAAGAAGAAGGUCACUAACCUGGCUUCUUCGGCCCCAUGCAAAGAAGGUCAUGUUUAUGGCAACUUGAAUCCUGGCCCUAGUCCUGGAGCCGGCCAUUCUGGCCCACCUGGUCCUGGAAUGGACCAUGUUUAUGGCAACUUGAAUCCUGGCGCCGGCCAUUCUAACCCGCCUGGUCCUGGAAUGGGUCAUGUUUAUGGCAACUUGAAUCCUGGCCCUAGUCAUGGAGCCGGCCAUUUUGGCCCACCCGAUCCUGGAAUGGGCCAGACUUUUGGCAAGUUGAAUCAUGGCCCUAGUCCUGGAGCCGGCCAUUCUGGCCCACCUGGUCCUGGAAUCGGCCACAUUUAUGGCAACUUAAAUCCUAGCCCUAGUCUUGGAGCCGGCCAUUCUGGCCCACCUGGUCCUGGAAUGGGAUUAGGUGAAUUCUGA
Molecule: messenger RNA, 528 nt
Organism: Solanum stenotomum
Lineage: Eukaryota; Viridiplantae; Streptophyta; Magnoliopsida; Solanales; Solanaceae
Exons: 1
Coding region: 1-528 (175 amino acids)
Biological process (GO): cellular response to nitrogen starvation; response to osmotic stress
Source: RefSeq, a predicted model, not a curated record